Camelus dromedarius (Arabian camel) is the source of this 716-nucleotide messenger RNA. RefSeq names its product histone H3.1. Gene Ontology annotation, molecular function: DNA binding; protein heterodimerization activity; structural constituent of chromatin. The coding region runs from base 10 to 420 and encodes 136 amino acids. Gene Ontology annotation, cellular component: nucleosome. The record is from RefSeq and is a predicted model, not a curated record. The transcript has a single exon. NCBI's taxonomy places the organism in Eukaryota, Metazoa, Chordata, Mammalia, Artiodactyla, Camelidae.
AGAGAAGGUAUGGCUCGCACCAAGCAAACAGCCCGCAAGUCCACCGGCGGCAAAGCGCCGCGCAAGCAGCUGGCCACCAAGGCGGCCCGCAAGAGCGCGCCGGCCACGGGCGGCGUGAAGAAGCCGCACCGCUACCGGCCCGGCACGGUGGCCCUGCGCGAGAUCCGCCGCUACCAGAAGUCCACGGAGCUGCUGAUCCGCAAGCUGCCGUUCCAGCGGCUGGUGCGCGAGAUCGCGCAGGACUUCAAGACCGACCUGCGCUUCCAGAGCUCGGCCGUGAUGGCGCUGCAGGAGGCGUGCGAGGCCUACCUGGUGGGGCUCUUCGAGGACACCAACCUGUGCGCCAUCCACGCCAAGCGUGUCACCAUCAUGCCCAAGGACAUCCAGCUUGCCCGCCGCAUCCGCGGGGAGAGGGCAUAAAUUGUUACCGAGUGUCAGCGUUCUAUCCAAAGGCUCUUUUCAGAGCCACCUAUAGUUUCAUCUUGAGGAGCUGUACUGCAAGGAAAUUGAAUUCCCUCAAGACAGUGGUGGAGCAGGGCAGGACUCCCUCUUUUCCAAAGAAUCCAUGUACCAACAGCAGGUAAGAAUGAUCAUCCUUCCACCCUCAGUCCUCCAUGUAAGAGCCCCUGACAAAAAAUAAAUAAAUAAAUAAAUAAAUAAAUACAUACAUACAUACAUACAUACAUACAUACAUACACACACACACACACACACAC